AUGGAUUUAAAUUCAGAAGCUGAUGAGGAUAUAAAAAAUGUGCAAGAAGAAGAAGAAGAGGUAAAACAGCAUUUUCAUGUAUUGGCAGUUGAUGAUAGUAAUAUUGAUAGAAAGCUCUUGGAAAGGCUUCUUACUGUUUCUUCUUACCAAGUUACAUGUGUGGAUUCUGGAGAUAAGGCUUUAGAGUAUCUGGGGUUGCUUGAUAUUCAAGAGAAUGAAUUUUCAAGAACAUCACCAAUUUCUUCUUGUUCAUCCUGUCCAUCCAAAUCAUCCCAGAAAGAGGUGUCAAAAAUUAACCUGAUCAUGACAGAUUAUAGUAUGCCAGGAACUACUGGUUAUGAUUUGCUCAAAAGAGUCAAGGGAUCUUCUUGGAAAGAUGUCCCAGUUGUAGUCAUGUCAUCCGAGAAUAUACCAUCAAGAAUUAACAUGUGCUUGGAAGAAGGAGCAGAAGAAUUCCUGUUGAAACCUGUCAAAUUAGCAGAUCUAAGGAAACUACGUUCCCACCUCCUUAAUACACCUAACAUUCAUGACACCAUAAUAGACAAUGAUCUCAACAACAAUACUAACAAGAGGAAGGCUACAUUACCAGAGCAUUCAGACAGAAGAACCAGAAUUCAAGAAUUGCCUGUGUCCUAA
Messenger RNA from Fraxinus pennsylvanica, 636 nucleotides. The record is from the annotation of a GenBank genome assembly. Lineage: Eukaryota; Viridiplantae; Streptophyta; Magnoliopsida; Lamiales; Oleaceae.